Messenger RNA from Suillus discolor, 507 nucleotides. RefSeq lists its product as uncharacterized. Bases 1 to 507 code for a protein of 168 amino acids. NCBI's taxonomy places the organism in Eukaryota, Fungi, Basidiomycota, Agaricomycetes, Boletales, Suillaceae. The record is from RefSeq and is a predicted model, not a curated record. The transcript has 4 exons.
AUGAGCACACUGCUGCUUUCCUUCCUGCUGCCCAAGCACUGGCUGAUGAAUGUUUUCUCCAUUGUUACUUGGGGCAAGCAACCCCCUUGGAACCCACCUUUCUAUUGUGUCACCCACGGCCAUGUAGUAGGUGUUUUACCCAGCUGGGAGCACACUCUAAAUGCCGUUCUUGGUGUCCCCGAUUUCAAGUACGAGGAAGUUGACACUAUCGCCAUUGAUUCCUCCAUACAAUCUGUCAAUGAGACCAGAGUCUCCCUCAAAGAUAUCAAGAGGAGAUUUCAACGCGCUCAAGAAUGUAAUGUCAUUGCAGCACUCGACACCGGCAGUGGAAAGACUUUCAUCAGUAUUUUGCUCAUCAAAUGGAUCAUGCUACAAGAGUGCUCGCAGCAAAGUCAUCGUAUUUCUGGUACCCAAGGUAGCUCUGGUCGAACAACAGGCCAACUUUAUCACCCUGCAUACUCCUUUGGGAGUCAAAAGUUCAGUAUUGCUUACAUAAUUGCACAAUGA